AUGGAAGAAGUGCACGAUUCAAUGGUCAUUCCGGAGGAUCCACAGAAUACCGCUGAGGUGGCUAUCACGAUCCCCGAGUCACCUGAGAGCCUUGAGUCAGUAGAGGGAGGUUUGGAUGUACCUCCCGUGGCAGCAGAGCAGGAUGAUUCAGCUGUUCCUAUAAUUCACGAUCCAAUAGAGGAGAGUCCAAUCAUGUCUGGUGUUUCAGACUCUCCAGAGAGCCCAGAGCCAGCUGAGAGAGGACCAACUCUGCCUAUUAUUCCAGACUCACCGGAGAGCCCGGAGCCAGCAGAGAAAGGCCCAGCAGUGCCUACUAUCCCGGAAUCGUCAGAGAGUCCAGAGCCAGCAGAGAAGGGUUCACUUCAUAUCUCAAACCCUCCAGAGGUUGACACGCUGGAGCAAAACUCACCCAUCAUUCCAGAGAGCUGUGAGUCAGUGGAAAAAGACUCACCUGUCAUCCCAGAGAUACUCGAGAACUCAGAAUCUGGAGAAACAUCAGAGACUCUUGCACCGGGAGCAGAACCAGUUGUGAUUCCAGAGGAUCCUGGGACUGCACAACCACGCUCAGCUAAACAAUUCGAUACGAAGUGCACUACAGGAUCGGAUGAUGACUCAGACGGUGAUGAUGAUCUGGUGAAAAUUUUCGUGCCUAAAGAAUGGGAUGAGGAGCUGUCUGAGAAGGCAUUGAAGAAAAAGCUGAGAGGAGUUAUCAACAGACAUUUCAAAGUUGGUGGCACUUUCCUCACGAUUGGUGAUAAUACCGCUGAGGUGGCUAUCACGAUCCCCGAGUCACCUGAGAGCCUUGAGUCAGUAGAGGGAGGUUUGGAUGUACCUCCCGUGGCAGCAGAGCAGGAUGAUUCAGCUGUUCCUAUAAUUCACGAUCCAAUAGAGGAGAGUCCAAUCAUGUCUGGUGUUUCAGACUCUCCAGAGAGCCCAGAGCCAGCUGAGAGAGGACCAACUCUGCCUAUUAUUCCAGACUCACCGGAGAGCCCGGAGCCAGCAGAGAAAGGCCCAGCAGUGCCUACUAUCCCGGAAUCGUCAGAGAGUCCAGAGCCAGCAGAGAAGGGUUCACUUCAUAUCUCAAACCCUCCAGAGGUUGACACGCUGGAGCAAAACUCACCCAUCAUUCCAGAGAGCUGUGAGUCAGUGGAAAAAGACUCACCUGUCAUCCCAGAGAUACUCGAGAACUCAGAAUCUGGAGAAACAUCAGAGACUCUUGCACCGGGAGCAGAACCAGUUGUGAUUCCAGAGGAUCCUGGGACUGCACAACCACGCUCAGCUAAACAAUUCGAUACGAAGUGCACUACAGGAUCGGAUGAUGACUCAGACGGUGAUGAUGAUCUGGUGAAAAUUUUCGUGCCUAAAGAAUGGGAUGAGGAGCUGUCUGAGAAG
Diachasma alloeum is the source of this 1392-nucleotide messenger RNA. Its product is annotated as mediator of DNA damage checkpoint protein 1-like. Lineage: Eukaryota; Metazoa; Arthropoda; Insecta; Hymenoptera; Braconidae. The transcript is spliced from 2 exons. The annotation marks the transcript as partial. The record is from RefSeq and is a predicted model, not a curated record.